This is a messenger RNA of Rodentolepis nana, 936 nucleotides long. Lineage: Eukaryota; Metazoa; Platyhelminthes; Cestoda; Cyclophyllidea; Hymenolepididae. The record is from the annotation of a GenBank genome assembly.
AUGGAUGCAAUAAAUCGGGCUAUGAAGGAACGCCGAUAUCUCCUCAUUGAUGUCUACAAUCCUAGCCUCCCCACGAGCCAUACAUUCAAUCAGAAAGUUUGGUCAAAUAUCAAGGUCGUUAACCUGAUUCUACUGAACUUUGUUUUUACCCAGGUUAUAACUACUUCCGAAGAAGGAUUGGCCUAUCAAAGUGCAUUCCCCGAUUCAAACAACGCUGCACCUCCAACAACACAUUUCGCCCUUUUAAACCCUUUCACUCGUCAAAGAGCAUUCUACUGGAAUGAUCUCAAGGAACCAGAAGAUGUCUUUCAAGCCUUGUCCGCUAUUGUACCAAAUCUUCCUCCUCUAAGGCCCAACGCGAGCCCGAAUACAGAAAAUCCUCCAUCUGUCAACCAAAACGCAUCUACCUCAUCAAAUCAUUCUAUAACGCCACAACAAGUUGGAUUAGCACAUGAAAACACCCCGAUGUCCUCCGCCUCCUCUUCAGUGACACAUAGGCCAACCACCAAAAAGCGUCCUUUAGUUGAUGACGGGGCUGAUGAUAUGGAGAUAAUUAGUCAUUCGUCCAAGCGUCGGGCAACUAAUAUUGAUGAGCGACUGAGUCACUUGUCAAUUACGACUUCUUCCUCAAUAGACGAUCUCUCUUCUUUCAAAGAACCACUCCCAACUGAAUUACCACAGAUUCAAAAUGGCGAUAAUGCAUUCCGAGUGGCUCUACGGUUCCCAUCCGGUGAACGGACAAUUCUUGAGCUUCUUCCAAAUCUGACUUUGGAGUUCUUAUUUUCCUACUUCGAGCGCCAUGGUUUUCCUACCUCAGGGUAUGAUCUCAUCCACUUUUACCCCAAUUUCCGACUCAACGAUCUACCCCGCUCUACUCGUGUCGAUGAAAUUGGAUUGGAAAAAUGGGACACUCUCUAUCUGCAGUACAAGUUUUAG